AGAGGAGCGAGUUCGAGAGGAGAUAGCGUCCCUUUCAGGCUUUUAGACUUUUAGUUUCUACAUUCACUGUGCCUGUCUGUGCAUUCUCGUCAGAGUUAACGUCUCACGCCAGUCACACGUUAUUUGGCUCUUCAAUUUCGUGGCAUGGCCAUUCGAAUUUUUUGAAUAAGUGGCUGAAGCGUCAAGCGAGGUUUCCAUGCAAACAUGGUGGGUCUCCGGGCUCAACUCUCAUCUUCUCAUCUCUCGGCCUCGUAUGAGAGUCUCUCGCCAAUGACCGUGCAUGUUUUAACAUUCGCAGUAAUGGUUUUGUAGUACCAAUAGUGACUUUAAAGGAGGAGAUGGAAGAAUUCGAACACCCAGAUGUUGAUGUCCCUGCGAAUAUAUCGUUGGCUCAUCAAUCGUUGUUCAAAGCAGAGAAGAUGACUGAACCACUUAAACCACCAGCGAGUGCUGCUGCUUAUUACUUUAUGACGCAUCAUUCCGAAUUGGACAAUCUUACUCCUGCUGAAAUUGAUGUUCUUUGGGGAAAGGUGCCAAAGAAACAAAAGAAGAAGUGCAUUGAAGAACACAAAAAGAAGCGUAAAGACUAUGUUGUUUAUGAAAUUGAAAAAUUCGUCAGGGCAUUAAGUCCAGCCGAACUUAAAUAUUUUCACACAAUUACAAAGAAUCGUGCUCGGGAUCAGGAGGAUGAAGUUAAAGAAAGUUCUGACGAAGAAUCGAGUAGUUCAAAUGAAGAGCAAACGAGUGGUGCCUGCUGGGACGAUGAGGAAUCCGAAGAAGAAUUGAGUAAUUCAAAUGAAGGUCAAACAAGUGUCGCCUGCUGGGACGAUGAGGCAUCCGAAACUUCAAAGAAAACUGUCAAGCGUGAGGAAGAUGUAGAUAGUGAUGAGGAUUUAGAAAUCCCCCCCAAGACCACUUUUCAAAAGCCAAAUUCUUCACUUGAAAUGUAUUGCAAUUCCUAUAUGGAUAAGUACUCUAAACAUCCCAAGCUGACCAAACAAGACCUGAAAUCUACUUUGGCUACUAAUCAAUCGUUGUUCAAAGCAGAGAAGAUGACUGAACCACUUCAAAUACCAUCGAGUGCUACUGCUUAUUACGUUAUGACGCAUCAUUCCAAAUUGGACAAUCUUACUCCUGCUGAAAUUGAUGUUCUUUGGGGAAAGGUGUCAGAUAAACAGAAGAAGACGUGCAUUGAAGAACACAAAAAGAAGCGUAAAGACUAUGUUUAUGAAUUUGAAAAAUUCCUCAGGGCAUUAAGUCCAGCCGAACUUAGAUCUUAUCACACAAUUACGAAGAAUCUUUCUCGGGAUCAGGAGGAUGACGUUAAAGAAAGUUCUGACGAUGAAUUUGAAUCGAUUAGUACAGAUGAAGAUCAAACAAGUGUCGCCUGCUCUGACCACGAUGGUCAAAAUAUCCUCGGACAAGACUAAACCGGCUGAAAAUGUACCUCUGAAACUGUUUCAUUGAAGUGUAAAAUGUUUCACCAACUUACAAACUUCGUGAAGUGCCUAUCAAUACUAAGUUAGUGGUCGU
Messenger RNA from Daphnia pulicaria, 1533 nucleotides. RefSeq lists its product as uncharacterized. The transcript is spliced from 7 exons. The record is from RefSeq and is a predicted model, not a curated record. NCBI's taxonomy places the organism in Eukaryota, Metazoa, Arthropoda, Branchiopoda, Diplostraca, Daphniidae. The coding region runs from base 339 to 1430 and encodes 363 amino acids.